AUGAGUAGUAGAAAAAAUAAUAAAGUUUCCUCGAAAAAAAAAGGAAACAGUAACUCUGCCUCUAUCGAGGCAGAUCAGGAAGAGGAACAAGCUAUUAAUCAAACGAAAUCUGUUUUCGGGAUGAUGUUGCUUAGCAGCAAGUCAAACAAAACGACAUCAAUCAUUGAAGGCUCUAAACCGUCCGCAAAAAGACAGAAACCCCUCUCAUCUGCCUUCGAGGAAGAGGAACUAUUCAAUGAUGAGGAAAUGCCACACACAUCUCAAUUAUCCCAAGACUCUGGAACCUCACGUGAUCCUUUAUCCAUGAGCUUGGACGAACAUGAAUUUGCUCAUUAUUUGCCUGCGGAAAAAAAAAAUUUGACAACUGAUGAUUUCAAUUACAGCAUAAAUGUUUUGGAUCAAAAGAUUAAUUCAUUGUAUCAACUAUGUCGUUUAAUAUUAAAUCAACAAAAAGAAAUGUCAAAGCAAAUACAAAAACUGAUUGCAUUUGAUGAUCUUUCCGACGGUUUUUGGAGAAUGGCAUACAAGGAAGUCGCAAAGGAACUAAUCCCAGUAAAUCUAUACCCUUCCCCUAAGGAAUAUAGAGUUGCAUUGGAAAAUUUUUUGGCCGAACACACAGAUCAUUUUAUUGAUACUAUUGGGAGGACUUCCACUAUUAGAAAUGCCGCCUUCACCGUCUUAAAUAUCGAGAGAGUAGAUAAUAAUAUAUCUACCACAAGGCUUUCCGUGUGGAAGGCCUCAGAAGAAACCCGCACUGCCUACGACUCACUUUUUGAAAAUGAUGAGUUGAUAACCUCAAUUUGCCUUUUAGCUUUUAAACAAUUCUGUGGCAAAACUAUUCCUCUGAUGCAUUGUGCGUACACAAUGUCAAUCUGUGAUAUUCUUCUAAACCCUAAAGGUUCUAGUAUAAAAUGCACUGACAAAUCAAUCACAAGACGAGUUCAUGUUUUUAUGGAAUCAUAUGAAACAAAUCAACCCAUCUCUCAAGAAAAAUAUGCAGAAAUCGCACGUAUAGAAGAAGAAGCCGAAGCCACUAGAAAAGCCAAAAAAAGAUCAAAA
Racocetra persica is the source of this 1059-nucleotide messenger RNA. NCBI's taxonomy places the organism in Eukaryota, Fungi, Glomeromycota, Glomeromycetes, Diversisporales, Gigasporaceae. The record is from the annotation of a GenBank genome assembly.